AUGGUAGCGGAGCGGGUGCGCGGGCCGAACCGCCACCCCCCAGCCGCCACGUCCGAGUGGUGGGGCUGGUGGGACUGGGACUCCGACUGGAGUACCCAGUGGGACUGGAGGACCUCCCAAGAGGAGGAGGCCUCUUCCAGCCAGGCACCACAAGGUGCCAAAGGGAGCGGAGCAGCCGAAGCUCCAGCUCGACCGCGCCGCCCUCUCAUAGGCGAGCGCACCGCAGCCCCAGGCGAAGACCGGGGCAGACCAGCCCAAAGGGCAGCCGAGCCUGAAAAGGGCAAAGGCAAAACCGGCCCGAGUGUGGGCCCCCCCGCCUCGGAGUCGGGAAGCCGAACCCCCCGUCGCGGGGAAAAGGGAGCAGCAGGGAAGCCCACCAAGGGCAACAAGCCUGCCAAAGGAGCUGCGCAGCCCGCCAAGGGCAAGGCAGCCCAGUCCAAGGGAGCAGAGCAGCCCGCAAAGGGCAAGCCAGCUCCAGCAGGCAAGUCCGGCAAGGGGAAGCCUGCGACCCAGGAGCCUGCCCAAGCUUCUGGGAAGAAGAAGAACCACCGAGGUGGUCGUUCGCAAGCGGCCCGCGCAAACCGCGAGGCCCGAGGCGCCGAAAGGCGCGAAAGAGAGGGUACGGACCCGGUCGUCCUCGUAGAGGGCCCGGGGACCGAUAUCCCAGAGCCGCGCACUCCGGAGGAAAUCCCCGCAGGCGCCGGCCAGGAGGUGCAGAGCCCCAGCAGCUCAGAAUCCUCCUUGGACACCGCACCGCCCAAGGUGCCUGUCUUCACGGGCCCUGAAGAGCCGGCAGAGCGGGCUGCCCCGCCUGCCUCCGUAGAGGCGGCCGCAAAGCCAGCCGAGGAGGCAAAGCCCGAAGCCUCGCCAAAGGCUGCGCCCAAAGCAGCCAAGGAAGCCGAGGCGAAGGAAGAGAGCUCUGGAAGCCCCAGCUCCGACGCUGGGCAGGAGCAAGCAGCCCCGGCGAGUGGACCCAGAGGCCACCCGGAGGCAAAGCCGGAGGCCAAGCCAAAAGGCGCUCCAGCAGCCAAGGCUCCAACGGUGAAAGCUUCGCUGGGGCCACCGCCUCGGAGGAACCGAAGGCCGCACAGCCAGCCCGGCCGAGGGCAGUGA
Messenger RNA from Symbiodinium sp. CCMP2592, 1113 nucleotides. Lineage: Eukaryota; Dinophyceae; Suessiales; Symbiodiniaceae. The record is from the annotation of a GenBank genome assembly.